Messenger RNA from Branchiostoma floridae (Florida lancelet), 2705 nucleotides. RefSeq names its product glutamate-rich protein 6-like. Lineage: Eukaryota; Metazoa; Chordata; Leptocardii; Amphioxiformes; Branchiostomatidae. The record is from RefSeq and is a predicted model, not a curated record. The coding region runs from base 43 to 1122 and encodes 359 amino acids. The transcript is spliced from 9 exons.
CAGCUGUACUGCUGUGAAGACUACCACCAGUUCCUGCUUUUUAUGUAUGAGGAGAAGUCUAAGACCGAGGACACGGUCCCGGCAAAAAUAGACAUCAAGCCGCACGCACCGUUUGGCAGCAAACAGGCUCGGAGAGCGGCCAAGGAGAGGGCAGCACAAAGGAUGAAGGAGCGAGAGGCAGAGAGACAGAAGAAUCUGGCUGGGAUGAACCAGGCAAACUUCUUUGCCUUUGCCCGUCAGAUGAAGACGAUAAACUACCAGCUGUCGUCGCAGAAGUGCAUGGACGAGGGCUGGACCAUCCGACCCUCAUCACCCAUGGAGGAGCUCCCGCCUCCAGAGGAGAUCUUCUGUCCUGGACCAAUAGAAAACACUCUGGCUCAGAGGAGAAAUGAGCUUGGCCUGAUCAUGAGAUACUACGAUGAUGGGACUCUGUUCUUUAUGCUCUUCCCAGACGGCACUGGAAACGUCUAUUACCCCUCCGGCUCCCUGGCCGUCACCAUCAGUUCAGUGGAGAAGAAACAGUACACCUACAUCAUACAGGAGGAUGCAGCAGACAGAGCGGAGCAGCUGGCUGUGUUUGAUGCCUCUGGAUUUGCAACCUCCUACUUCCAGACUGGGACCAUCAGGAUGCACCUGACUCCUAUGGAGGGUUCGCUGUUCGACGUGUAUGGGGAGAAACGGCGGGCAUGGCACUGGAAAGAUCAGGUUACGCACGUCCAUGCUCCGCCGUUCCAGCCGAUCUGUUUCACGCUGAACCGCCACAUGUCCGUGCGUGUGAUGUCGCAGGAUCGGAUCUACCUGACGUUCACCGCGCAGAGCAAGAGUAUCAAGCUCAACGUGGGGACAAGGCUAAAGUUCCUGACCACAGAGUUCCCAGAGAAGGAAGAGGACCUGGAGGAACUGUACCUGGUCCAGAGUAAAACUCAAGUAGAGACAUUAUUUGACAAGAUCCAGAACGUUCUGAAGUUCCCCAAGUGCACGCGGCUGGACAAGCUGUCCCCCCCUCCCCACCUCAGCAGUAGAAUCACCCGGCUCAGCAAGUCCCAGCAACGACCAAUCAGCAGGCAGCGUGCGAGUCGUGCCACAUCAGCGUCUGCCUCACCCAUGGUCUUUGUUAAUUAGUGCACAUUAGAGCUUAACGACUGUGCCUUUGUUAAUUAGCGCACCUUAGAGCUUGAUUUCAACACCUGUACAGUCUCUGGAUUAAUCCGAAUUCUGGUUAACAAAGUUCUUUAAAGUACACAGCCAAGUGUUUAUAUAUAUUAUGUAUGGCCUCCAUCGGUCAAUAUUGACCACGGUAAAAUCCUAAUUGAUAUACAUGUAAGCCCUACAACUUCAGCUAUGGCAAAAAGGCCUAUACAAGAAUGACAGUCUCUGACACAUAGGGCACAUCUGUAAGCUGACUAAGGUCUGUUACAGAGUGUUUACACUACUCUGACAUUUUGGUGACUGUCUUUUACCUUCCUCCCGGCUACUGACUGGUAACACUUCCUCAGUCAUGUUUGGGACAGCAAUUUCUUUACAGUGUAGCAGAGACACCUAGCUGCUGUGUGAAGUACUACCAGCAGGGCUGUCUCCAGCUUUAAAUUUUUUUUCUGUCCCACUCAUUGUUUGGGAGCCUAUGUUGUUGAUUUUCCUUGUAAAAUGUCAUUUUCUUAGCUUAUGAAAUAGAUUUUCAACAGUUUCAUGUCAUUUUGGGGAUGGAUGGGGUAACAUUCUUUUCCAUCUCAACAAGCAAGAUCCAUUCUGGGAUGGAGGGACGGGUCCUGGAGACAGUCAGUAUUGCUCUGAGGAAGGUGACAUGUACAGACAGUCUCCAGAAUGUCGGCUAGGUAUUAACCCAGGCCAUUUUAGUAGGGUUGUGUACAAAGAACUGUGUUGUCCAGUUUACCAACACUGGCAACAUGAUGAAAUUCUUCACUGAUUGAGACCCCAAUUCUAAUACAAAAGUGGGAAAACAAAAAGCAAAUUCAAGACUUAUUGUUUUCCUUAUCUGUCAUUUUCUGACAGUUUCAUGACAAAAAUCAUGACAUAGGAGGUGAAUCAUGACUUUUUUGAGAAAUGAAACCUAACUAUAUUCUAUGUUGCUUGACGGUUUACUGUCAUUGCUAAUAGUGUUUCAAACUUCAGAGAAACCCAUUUGAAAACUUCUUCCAGCUUUUUCUGCCUUAUCUUGACGAUCAAUGAUAUCACAAUAUGAUGUGUUCAGGCUUAGAAUUCUAGUGUUCAGACAAAUUGUUAUUUAUGCUUUCGCUAAUUGCAAUAUGAUUGUUUUACUCUUUGAUGUUGCUUGCAUGGCAUGACCAACAUUGAGCUUUUAUACCCUGUAUAUAUUAUAUAUCUAUUGGUGUUGGAACUUAUUUAUGCAACUUACUUGUAUGUGUUGAAAUUGCAAGGUAUUGAAACUAAGCAAUAUGGAUUUCUUGUUUGGUCUCAAGGGAUCAUAUAUAUGCAUAUAUAUAGGUUAGAAGAAAUAGUACAUAGCUUAUGUGUUGGUUUCAUGAGAGCUUUUAUGCAUAAUUCUAAUUGUCAUAUCAUUUGCAAUGUGAAUUGUAUAUAAAGCAUUUUAUGUUCUAAAGUAAAUGUUGAAGCUGGCAUGACAUUUUAUUAAUGUGAUAAUUGAUAAUGAUAUUGUAUUUGGACCAAGUUGUCCAAACUGUUAUUCAUUAAAGGGGUAUAUAAUACAGUAUACAUUUAACUUCCAA